Molecule: messenger RNA, 351 nt
Organism: Symbiodinium necroappetens
Lineage: Eukaryota; Dinophyceae; Suessiales; Symbiodiniaceae
Source: the annotation of a GenBank genome assembly
AUGUCGGAGCGGCUCGCAGAGCAGGCGGUCCAAGCCGCGAAGAAGGACCUGCUGGAUGAUGUCAAGCCCUGGGAGAAACAGAAGGCGAGGUUCACUUUGGUCGAGAAUCCCCCGAGCAUCAUGAAACUGCAGACAGGAAAGAGAGCGAGCAUGAAGCCUUCGGUGCGUGCUUCGACGGCCGUUACUCCUCCUCGCAGUGAGUCGCUCGAGCGAGACCGAGACCGGUCGGCACCUGCAUCCCCCGUCAGACAAAGGACUGCGCCCAAUAAGAUCAACGAGCUGGACAUGCAGGAGAGGCUCUUCUGCCAAGACAUGCGCCGCCUGACCGCCAUGGCAAAAGCCUGCGCUGAG